UGCAGCCUACUGAUACCUUUGUAUACUAGUAUAGGCUGUAUCACUUAGGGACAUUUGAGACACAUUCAGCCUACUGAUACCUUUGUAUACUAGUAUAAGCUGGAUCAGUUUUGGGUUCAACAGGAUUUCACACAAAAGACAUUAACUGGUUGAUGAAUAAUUACUAUCAUGUACAUCUAAAUAACAUGGUGUAAUUUUGUGCACAUCAGCCAAGAUGUCUGUUUGGAAGCGGCUUCAGCGAGUUGGAAAAUCAGCCUCUAAAUUUCAAUUUACAGCAUCCUAUCAAGAGUUGGCUGUUGAGUGUUGCAAGAAAUGGCAACCUACAAAGCUGUGUGUUGUUUGGACUAGACGAAGUAGACGCAGGGCAACACAACCCUAUAAAUGGGAGCCUACUAUUCAAAAUCCUUACUUGGGUUUAAUAACAUGGAAAGUUCCAGAAAACAUUGAGAUAACUGUCACUUUGUUUCGAGACUCCAGACAACAAGAAUAUGAAGACAAAGAAUGGACAUUUACUAUUGAAGAUCAUUCAAAGGGCUCUCGUAAAGUUCUAGCAUCAAGGGCUAUCAAUAUGAAGGAUUUUGCUAGUCAAAUCCCAACACAAACAACUUUAAAAUUGAAAAUGAAGCCUCUAAGUAAAAAAAUUGUAUCCGCAGUUCUGGAAUUGACAUUGUCCUGUGCAUUCAUCAGAGAGGGCAAAGCAACUGAUGAAGAUAUGCAAAGUGUAGCAAGUCUUAUGAGUGUUGGCAAGGUUGAUAUUGGAAACUUGGAAGAUUUAGAAGAGGAAGAUGAAAAUGAACCUAUUAAAGGCCCCAAUAUACAAGCAACUCACACACAAAUUCGAGAUAUCACAAACCAAAUGGUAUUGCUUGAACAGGAAGCUAAUUCGGGUAAUCCUUUUGAUGAAGAGGAAGAAGAGCAUGAUCCCAAUAAUCCAUUUGCUAAUGAUGUCAGUAGUAGCAAUCCAUUUGAAGAAGAUGAUGAGAAACAGGAAGAUGACAUUAAUGCUGCAUUUGAAAUAUACAAGGCUUCACAAAAUGUCAACUCAGAAGUGAAAUCUAAUUCUUCAUCUCCAGUUAAAGACUCGGAACAAACUUUAAACACCUCCUCAACAAAAAGUACCAUAGACUCUGAAACAAAAGAAUCAUUGAAACUGAAUUUUAACAAACCAGAGAAAGUCUCUACAGAACCAAUAACUAAAGCAUUAAGUCCAACUAGUCAGAGUAAACAAGUGUCCCAGGCAAGUCCAUCUGUGAUCAUUCAGCCAACAUCUCAACCAAGUCCAGCACGCCCCAAUUAUGAGGGGACACCACCUUCUACUCCAGAGGAAGAGAAAAAAUUCAAAAUAAGGCCCUUAACUCCACCAGUUGAUGAAACAAAUAAAAGAGCAAGUGCUAUGACAAGCCCAAGUUCUCCAGUAUACUCCAGUAGUCAGAAUGACAUCAAUCCACACGAUGAGCUGUUAGCUUGGUGUCAACAAGUGACCCAUGGCUAUAAAGGUGUUAAGAUUACUAACUUGACUACAUCUUGGAGAAAUGGUCUUGCAUUCUGUGCCAUUGUUCAUCAUUUCAGACCUGAUCUCAUAACAUUUGAUAAACUCAACCCACAUGAUAUAAAAGGGAAUAAUAAAAUGGCCUUUGAAGCUGCUGCCAAGCUAGGUAUACCUAAAGUGUUAGAGCCUGCUGACAUGGUGCUACUGGCUGUGCCAGACAAACUGUGUGUUAUGACUUACUUGCAUCAGCUGAGGUCAUAUUUUACUGGUCAGAGAUUAGAGCUUCAGCAGAUUGGUCCUAGUGCUAGUGAGAGUACUUACACUCUAGGUGAACAUGACGAAGAAAAUGAGCAAAGAAUUUCCGAAGAAAUGUAUGGUUAUAGAGCAGCCAUUAGAAGCUCCUCCUCCUCCUCAAUGUCUGCACCAACCAAAGUGAAGAAAUCCUCCUCUUUUGAUGAUGCCACAUUGUCUCAACAACCAACUGUGCCAAUAGAGAAAAAGAAAACAAGCAAAGCCCCAGACAUCCCACAAGUGGGACUAAAAUCUGUUCAGCCAAGCAAAGAUCCUGUGAUACCUUCUGUUGCCUCUGUCAGUGACCAAGUGCCACAACACAUUCAUUUUGAAAAGAAAAAAACACGUAGGGCACCCAGCCCCCCUGGAGAGAAAUCAAAAAGUAAAGAUUUCAAUCCAUUUGAUUCAGAUGGGGAAGAAACUUCAGUCCAAGAGAAUCAGAUUUAUGCUGAAGACAAAACUGUGUCACCAGAGGUUGCUCAUUUAGAAUUAAAAGAAAGAGCCAGGAAGCUGUUGGAAAAAGCUCAGAAGGAUUUAGCAUCAGGAAAUUUGCCAGAAAGUGUUCAGAAUGAUGAAAAACAAAAAAGGUUGAGGGAACAGGCUAAGAAGUUGAUAGCAGAGACUAGGGCUAGUGAGAAGUUACCUGAGUUACCUGUAGUACAUCCUCCUGCAGUCACCACAGCCUUGAAAACAGUGAAGAUUGAAACCAAACUUGUUCACAUAACAGAACCUGUUAGCCCUGUCAAAAAACAUCCAGAGCCUCAAUUGAAGAAACUCUCCCUAGCUACACCAAAAUUGUCUAGCUUACCAGCUGUUGUUAUUAAAGAUUUUGAGGAAAUGCAAGAAAGCAUUCCAUCCAGUGAUGAAGAGAAUACUGAACUAGAUCUACCAUUGACUGAUGAAAACCUUCAAGACACUAAUCAGUAUGUUAAGAGUGAGCUGGACUCCCUGGAGCAUGAACAGCUUCAGAUUGAUGCCAAAGCUUCAGAGCUUGAAGGGAGACUUCGCAAUGUUAUGGAAAAAGGUAAAAACAAAGGUCUAGAAGAGUCCUUGAUGAAAGAAUGGUUUCAGUUAGUCAACAAAAAGAAUGCACUCAUCAGAAGGCAGAUGCAACUCAAUAUAUUAGAGAAAGAAGACGAUCUAGAGCGAAGGUUCGAGUUGCUGAAUAGAGAACUGCGGGCCAUGCUGGCCAUAGAAGACUGGCAGAAGACGGAUGCCCAAAAACGACGAGAGAGACUUUUAUUGGAUGAACUAGUGACUGUGGUCAACAAACGUGAUGAAUUGGUGCAGCACUUAGAUACACAGGAGAGGGCCAUUGAGGAGGAUGAACUGUUGGCUAGAGACAUCUCUUCUGGGAAGUUGACUUUGACAGAGAAAGAGAAUGCUUGCUGUGUGCAAUAAACAAAGAAUCACGUCAAAGACACCAGCUGGGAUUUCUUAAUCUCCGCCUAACACCACAUUGAGAUUGCUAAACCUACAUCUACACACCAACAUGCUACACAUCACAUUGAAAUUGUUUAACCUACACCUACACACCAACAUGCUACACAUCACAUUGAGAUUGUUUAACCUAAACCUACACACCAACAUGCUACACAUCACAUUGAGAUUGUUUAACCUACACCUACACACCAACAUGCUACACAUCACAUUGAGAUUGUUUAACCUAAACCUACACACCAACAUGCUACACAUCACAUUGAGAUUGUUUAACCUAAACCUACACACCAACAUGCUACACAGCAACAUGGUAAAGUGAGAUUGCUAAACCUACAUCUACACACCAACAUGCUACACAUCACAUUGAGAUUGUUUAACCUACACCUACACACCAACAUGCUACACAUCACAUUGAGAUUGUUUAACCUACACCUACACACCAACAUGGUAUAGAACACAUUGAGAUUGCUAAGCCUACAUCUACACACCAACAUGCUACACAGUACAUUGAGAUUGCUAAGCCUACAUCUACACAGCAACAUGCUACACAAUACAUUGAGAUUGCUAAGCCUACAUCUACACACCAACAUGCUACACAAUACAUUGAGAUUGCUAAACCUACAUCCACACACCAACAUGCUACACAGCAACAUGCUACACAAUACAUUGAGAUUGCUAAGCCUACAUCUACACACCAACAUGCUACACAAUACAUUGAGAUUGCUAAGCCUACAUCUACACACCAACAUGCUAUGCAACACAUUGAGAUUGCUACACCUACACAGUACAUUGUGCACUACAGUGUUGUCAUAUCAAUACUAUUGUUUUGAUAUUUAUUUGUAAUCUAUUUGAUCUACUGAGACACUCGAUUGUCUAAGAGUUACCAUAAAACUGGUCAAUACUGUUUGACACUGUCCUAUUUGUGUCAUAUUUAUAUGUUUUAUAUGCCUUUAUGUGUCCUAUUUGUGUGUUCAAUUUAUGGGUGUCAUAUUUGUAUAAUUUAUAUGCCUGAUGUAUGUGUCAUAUUUGUAUGACUAUAUGUCUGAUGUAUGAGUCAUAUUUGUAUAAUUUAUAUGUCUGAUGUAUGUGUCAUAUUUCUAUCAUUAUAUGCCUGAUGUUUGAGUCAUAUUUGUAUAGGUAUAUGCCUAUGUGUGUCCUUUUUAGGGGGCCGAGUGUUUUUUUUUUAUUUGCACAUUUCAAGUGAAUUUUGUCUAACCCAGGAAUGUCUAUAGUAAUGAAAACUAGGAAUGUCUGGAACAAGUAAGACAUGAAACUAGCCAGUUCAUGUACAGUACAAAGUAAGACAUGAAACUAGCCAGUUCAUGUACAGUACAAAGUAAGAUGAAACUAGCCAGUUCAUGUACAGUACAAAGUAAAACAUGAAUUUAGCCAGCUCAUGUACAGUACAAAGUAAGACAUGAAUCUAUCUAGUUCCUGUACAGUACAAAGUAAGACAUGAAUCUAUUAAUUUUGUUUUGUAUUUGCCUGUAUAAGAAAAGGUGACUUUAUUGAUUGCACUUCUUAGUGUUUGCUUUGAUUGUUGUUUUAAUUUGUGCAUUAAGACAUUUCAAUACUCCAGAGUCAUUAAAUCCCCUCCCCCCACUUUGUUAUCUUUCUAUAGUGAUAUGUCAGCUUGUGUGAGAACAUGUUCUGUCUUGAAGACAUAGGGACAUGUCAGCUUGUGUGAGAACAUGUUCUGUCUUGAAGACUUAGUGAUAUGUCUGCUUGUGUGAGAACAUGUUCUGUCUUGAAGACUUAGUGACAUGUCUGCUUGUGUGAGAACAUGUUCUGUCUUGAAGACUUAGUGAUAAGUCUGCUUUUGUGAGAACAUGUUCUGUCUUGAAGACUUAGUGAUAAGUCUGCUUGUGUGAGAACAUGUUCUGUCUUGAAGACAUAGUGACAUGUCUGCUUGUGUGAGAACAUGUUCUGUCUUGAAGACAUAGUGACAUGUCUGCUUGUGUGAGAACAUGUUCUGUAAUGAAGACUUAGUGAUAUGUCUGCUUGUGUGAAAACAUGUUCUGUAAUGAAGACUUAGUGAUAUGUCUGCUUGUGUGAGAACAUGUUCUGUCUCAAGACUUUCAGUGAGCACAAUUCCAAGUCUCUACACUUUUGGUUUGCUACAAAUCAUACUCUAGACCUUUAGGUUUUCUUUGUGUAUAAAUAAUUAUUUAUCACUUUUGUCUACAUCUGUCUGUGCUGGUGAUAUUGUAGAUUUAUUUACUCUCUGGUUGUACACACAUUACUUAGACCUUAUAAUUUCAGUGUGUACAAAUAAUACUUAGACCUUAUAAUUUCAGUGUGUAUACUUGUGAUACUAUAUUUAUUGCUUGCUUGUUGUUUAGGCACACACUGUGUCUCUAUUUGAAAUUUGUUUUGUUACAAAAUGUAAAUCUUUUUUUUUAAACAUUCACCAACACACUCACACAGACACAUACUACUCAAUAAGUAGACUUAUGUUUCAACACCUGUUUACCCAAUGUAAUGUUAGAGACACUAGUUGACUCAUACCUUAUAGCAUGUCUAUUGUAGUAUUAUAAAUGUCAGACUACACUACUAAAUGACCAUACAAAUGUAUGUACAGUAGAACCACUGAGGAAAACUCUAUACUCUCUCUAUUUCUAUACUGCCCAGCCUUAGGGGACUUUUGUGCUAAUGAAUAAACUCUCUAGACGCUGGAAGUUCUGUCAGGGACAAGUCUUAAUGUUGAGUAUAGGUAGAUGCAGUUGAGAAUGAAAUCCUUUGGGUUCAAUGGGAUAGACUCCAACAUGCUGAACCUAUGACCUUGUCAUCAAUAUCAAUCAAAGUCAUCCAGAAAGUCAAGGUCAACCUUUACAACAACAUUCACACACACACACACAAUUGUCUGCACUCCAAGAUGACAUUUUGUGACUUUUUUUCUCUUCAAAGUGUUCCAAUGCUUUGGUCAUGUGUCCAAGUAGUUUAUGCUUCGCAACUAAUAAAAAAAAAGGAAUGUGUAAUGUGUUGUUAGACCUCUUUUACUCUUGAAUGACUGUGUCCAGUGUUGUCUUUCUUAGAGCUGUUCUUUUCUCACCUUGACUGCCACAUUGUGCAGUGCUGUCAUAGGGUAGACAGUGUUUCCACAUUCUGAAAUAAAUAUUCAACUGAAAUAUAAA
Messenger RNA from Biomphalaria glabrata, 6354 nucleotides. RefSeq names its product EH domain-binding protein 1-like. Gene Ontology annotation, molecular function: protein binding. The record is from RefSeq and is a predicted model, not a curated record. The transcript has 23 exons. The coding region runs from base 215 to 3181 and encodes 988 amino acids. Lineage: Eukaryota; Metazoa; Mollusca; Gastropoda; Planorbidae.